AUGGCUGGGUGGCGCGGACUGCCCAGCCAGCCAACCUUGACUGCUGCCACGUCCUCGCCUCCUGCAACAACCUCGUCCCGGACGCCCGCCCGACAGACCCGUGUGGUCGCCCCACGUCUGGCGUCUCGGACGCCGGCCCGACAGGCCUGUUGGGCUUUUUGUUCCCUCCCCCGGCCCCCAAGUCCCCUGCUAGGGGACCUCCUUACCAGCCGAUCCUGUCACUUGCUAUGGCUGGGCGGCUCGGACUGCUGCGCCAGCCGACCUCGCCUCCUGCCACGACCUCGCCUCCUGCCACAACCUUAUCCUGGAUGCCCGCCCGACAGACCCGUGCAGUUACCCCACGUCUGGCGUCCCAGACGCCCACCCGACAGCCCUGUUGGACUCCUUGUUCCCUCCCCCGGCCCCUCUUCCGCCCGCUUUUCUUUGUGUUUUGUUAGCGUCUACGUCCAUGUCAAAGCCAAGAUCUGCCAAGCCCUCGUGUUCCGUUCGAGUGCCUCCCGUGCCGGCUCCCCGCAGUCGAGUGCCUCCCGUGCCGGCUCCCCGCAGUCGAGUGCCUCCCGUGCCGGCUCCCCGCAGUCGAGUGCCUCCCGUGCCGGCUCCCCGCAGUCGAGGCUUCUCUGCAUUUAUGGUCACAUGAGCAUCAGCCCUGCUGGCCACAUGCCGGUGAUGGAGGAGCUUGUCACUGACAGUUAUAAUUGUGUUGUUGUUCAUAGCAACAGCAUGCCAAAGCGGAUGGCCCUCAUCUGCUUCCUGUCUUUGGUCAUGGCGAUGAGCAUCCUGGGGAACCUGCUGGUCAUGGUGGCCGUCUGCAAGGACAGACAACUCAGGAAAAUUAAGACCAACUACUUCAUCGUGUCCCUGGCCUUCGCCGACCUGUUGGUUUCGCUGCUGGUGAUGCCGUUCGGCGCCAUCGAUCUGGUGCACCAGCAGUGGAUCUACGGCGAGACCUUCUGCCUGGUGCGCACCUCGCUGGACGUUCUGCUCACCACCGCCUCCAUCAUGCACCUGUGCUGCAUCGCCCUCGACAGGUACUACGCCAUCUGCUGCCAACCCCUGGUGUACCGCAACAAAAUGACGCCCAUGCGUGUGGCCAUGAUGAUUAGCGGCUGUUGGGUGAUCCCCACCUUUAUCUCCUUCCUGCCCAUCAUGCAAGGAUGGAACACCAUCGGCAUCGACCACGUUAUCGACGAGCGCCGCUACACGGAGGGCAGCAACUCGACGUCUUGCGUCUUCAUGGUGAACAAGCCGUACGCGGUGACGUGCUCGGUGGUGGCCUUCUACAUCCCGCUGGUGCUGAUGGUGCUGGCCUACCAGAGAAUCUACGUGACGGCGAGGGCGCACGCCCUCCAGAUCAGCGUGCUUCAGCGGGCGGGCGGCGCCUCGUCGUCGUCAGACACGGCUGACCAGCAACGCAACCACCGCAUGCGCACCGAGACCAAGGCGGCCAAGACGCUGUGCAUUAUCAUGGGCUGCUUCUGCCUGUGCUGGGCACCGUUCUUCGUCACCAACGUGGUGGACCCCUUCAUUGGCUACACGGCGCCCGAAAAGCUUUGGGCGGCAUGUUUGUGGCUGGGCUACAUCAACUCUAUGCUCAACCCCAUCCUGUACGCCUUCCUCAACAAGUCCUUCCGCCGUGCCUUCCUCAUCAUCCUGUGCUGCGGACGCAAGCGCUACCGCCGGCCCUCCGUGCUAGGCCCCGGCACGCCCUGUGCCGCCACGCGCAUCAACGGGUCCACGCACGUGCUCAAGUACUCGGUGCUUCACAAUGGGAACCACACCACACAGGAAAAGAAACCCCUGCAAGGACACGCAGAGUCCUGCUUAUGA
Messenger RNA from Nerophis lumbriciformis (worm pipefish), 1827 nucleotides. The record is from RefSeq and is a predicted model, not a curated record. Lineage: Eukaryota; Metazoa; Chordata; Actinopteri; Syngnathiformes; Syngnathidae.